AUGGACGCAGAGGAGGGCUGGGAUGUGGUGAAUGCUGGCGCACCCGCCUCGGCCUCCGAUGCCGCCGAUCUGAGCGACCGGCGUCUGGCGGCGGCUGGCAGCGAGGGCAGCACCGUGCUGCUGUUUGCCUGCGCCCCAAGCGGCCCGCUGCCUGGCGAGCAGCCUGCCGGGAGCGGCGAGGCGGCAGCGGCAGCUGGCCCUGACGCCAGCGCCGCCGCCGCCGAGUCGGCGGGCACCGGUGGCGGCAGCGCCAGCAGCAGCACCGCCAGCGCCAGCCUGGAAGACGACGAUGCCGAGAGCAGCGCCAGCAGCCCGCCGCCAGGCCUGACAGACGGUGACACCCACAGCACCGCAACCAGCCCGCUGCCCAGCCUCGACACCGAGUGCAGCAUGCCGCCUCUCGCGCUGGGCGAGAUCAUCAGGCAAGUGGCCAGCGGCGCUGACCUGGCGCCACCUCCCGCGCCGCCGCUGCCGCAGCACCUCAACCUCAUGGUGGUGGGCGACCCCGGCGUGGGCAAGUCGGUCCUCAUCUCCAACCUGCUGUCUCCUCUGACCAUCACCACCACAGCGGUUCAGCACACAGCCACGAGCAGCCAGCUGCAGCUGACGCUGCACAGCGCAACUGCAUGCAGCCCCGAUGGCGAGGGCUGCCUGAGCUAUCGCGUGUGGGAGGUGCAGGAGGGGCUGAUGCCGCCUCAGCUGCGCCGCAUGGAGACCUUCCUGUCCCAAGGCCUGGGGCAGCACUUUGAGGAGGAGCAGAACCCGCACCGCACGCAGCCCCUGCACCAGCAGGCAUUCGACCGCCGCACCGACGCGUGCCUGCUGCUGUUGCCUCCGCACAGGCUGUGCCCCCGCCACAUCCUGGCAGCCAAGACUCUAUCCAAGCUGCUGCCGGUGAUCCCAGUCAUCUGCAAGGCAGACAGCUGCACCCCCGCCGAGCUGCAGGCGCAGCGCACCGCAGUGCGUGAGGCUCUGGACCAGCGGGGGCCGGCCCUGUACCGCUCCGACGGCGCUGGGGCAGGGAGCGGGCUGCUGCGCGGCGAGGCCGAGGCGGCAGGGCUGGGAUCUGACCGCCUGCCUGCUGCCGCCGUUGCGAGAUGGACGGCAGCCUUCUGGCCUGUGCGGCGCUACCAGUGGGGGGCCUGCGAGACGCUGGCGUCUCCCCAGUCGGACGUGCGCGCGCUGCGCCUGCUGCUGUCCUCGGCAGGUCCCGCCCUCAAGGAUGCCACAGAGCAGCGAUAUGCCGCCUACCGCACCCGGCGCCUGCUGGCUGCGGGCCCGCAGGGAGCUGCGCUGCCGCACCACCGCGCUGGCGGCGCGGCAGCAGGCCCUGCCGCCUGCGCUGCCGACGGUGGCUCCCGCGCGGCUUCGCCCUGCGCAGCAGACAGAGGCACGGCAGCCGGCAGGUGGCCCACCAGCCAGCAGAUGCAUGGCACUCCACAGACCAGCGCAGGAGCAGGCGCCGGGGUACACCGCGCUGUGCUGACCGCGGCCCUCGCGCUGCUGCUGCUGCUGUGCCUGACGGGCGCCGCGCUGGUUCUGAGCGGCCUGCGCUCUGCCAGCCUGGCGGGCGAGGCGUGGCUGAGGGAGCAGCUGCGGGAGGCCACCUGGCGGAUCGCCGACUGGAAGCUGUCGGCGGAGCGCCAGCUGGCGGCUGCUGAGCAGGCCUCCAGCUCCAGCCUGGAGGCUGCCGCGGGCUGGCUGCAGCUGGUGGGGCAGGGCGCCGAGGGGCACCUGAGGGCGGCGCAGGCGGCGGCGGGCGAGGAGCUGGCAGCCAGGCAGGCGGCGGCGGGCGAGGAGCUGGCAGGGCAGGUGAAGGGUGCCAGGCAGGAGCUGGCAGAGGCGCAGGCCUCUGCUGCGGCCCGCCUGGAAGCCUUUGCCGCCAGCCAGGGGGCUGCUGCUGUCGAGGAGGUGGCAGCUGUCAGGGACGCGUGCGUGGCAGAGCUUGGCGAGGUGCUGGCAGGCAGCCUGCAGCAGGUGGCAGCUGCGCAGGCCGCUGCGGCCGGCAGCCUGUCAGACGCCCAGGGUCGAGCCGCCGACGCCCUGGCUGCCGCCUCUGCAGCUGCGCUGGCUGAGCUGGCGGGCGCCAAGCUGGCGGCAGUCGCCGAGCUGUCUGCAGAAGGGGCGGGCGCCGGGGCUGCCGCCGGCGACCUGGCGGCUGCCAUGCGUGAGGCGGAGGCACUUCUGGCAGAGGCCGCUGAGACUGGCGCGGCCGCAAGGUCUGCCCAGCUGGCUGUGGCCUCGGUGCAGGAGCAGGUGGCCGACCUCGCCUCCAGCCUGCACGACCUGCAGGGCCGGGCGGCGGCUGCCGGCGCGGAGCUGGAUGGCGCACUGGACGGCCUGGACUCGUCUCUGGCUGUGCUGGAGCAGCGCGUGUCAGGGCUGGAGCGGGGCCUGGAGGAGGCAAAGCAGCAGCUCCAGGGAGGGGGUGGCAGCUGCGCCGGGUGA
Molecule: messenger RNA, 2448 nt
Organism: Chlorella variabilis
Lineage: Eukaryota; Viridiplantae; Chlorophyta; Trebouxiophyceae; Chlorellales; Chlorellaceae
Exons: 15
Coding region: 1-2448 (815 amino acids)
Biological process (GO): cytoskeleton-dependent cytokinesis
Cellular component (GO): microtubule cytoskeleton; septin ring; cell division site
Molecular function (GO): molecular adaptor activity; GTP binding; GTPase activity
Source: RefSeq, a predicted model, not a curated record